AUUCAUGAUACCUCUCAUUCAAACACGAAAUAGACAGAGAGUACCUACUGGCUCUUGUGUAUGGGUCUUGCUGCUCUUGAGUUUCAUGGCGAUAGUCCAACUCGGACUAAGCUACGAAGAAAAUUGCUUUCAGCAAUUAUUCCAGAUUCUAUCCAGAGGAGAUUCCAAAGACCACCAAGUGAUGUUUAUGUCAACUGGGAAAGGAAUCAACGACUUGGGACAAAUUGACUUAUGAAACUCAAACCCCAAUACAACAUUUGCGACUAUUAUGGUAGUUGGAGCUCCGAUUAACCUUGGUGUUUGACUCCCAGUCGGAUGAAAUAGAGCAAAUGUUGGAAUCAUCGAAGAUGCACUGAGCUCAUUAGCUGUUAAUGCUGGAAUCCAAGGGGAGAUCAGAGUCUCCCUACCUCAAAAUGACCCUGCUGUGCCUCAAACAAAUCAUAUCAUUGGAUUUGUCGGAUUUGGCAUUCUCUUUUUCUUUUGUUCCAUAUUUGGAGUCCUAAUAGAGUAUGUAUUCACCAUUGGCUCUAAUGAAACAGACGAUUCUCUGAGGGAUAAAGCUCUAGUGAGGUCAAUUCCGGCUUGGCAGAAAUUUUUCCUUGCUUUCUCCUUCUCCAGAAAUCUAAGGAAGAUGUUUUGGACUCCUCAAAAAGAUAAUGAGUAUCUCUCAGUCUUUAACGGACUGAGGGUCAUUAGUAUGUUUUAUAUCAUAUUUGGCCAUAUGCAUGAGGGGAUCGGAAUAAUCCCAUCACUGAAUCUCCAGGAAGUUAUGCCUCUAGUUUCCAGCGUAUACGGUUCAUUCGUAAUGGGAGCCUUCUACUCAGUUGACGUGUUCUUUUACAUGUCAGCCUUUUUGGGAGCCUAUUUGAUGAUAUCUAAAUUUGAAGGUAAAAGGAUGAUCCCAUUGCAUAUGAUAUAUUUCCACAGAUUUCUCAGAAUCCUUCCAACCCUGGGAUUAUUCAUAGCCCUAGUCCUGACUUUCCUAGAGUUUUCAGCUUCUGGGCCUUUGUUUGAACUUCCCAAAUUUGCAUUCAUUGGAAGAUGCUCUCGAUAUUGGUGGACAAACAUGCUGUUCAUAAAUAAUUUCUAUCCUGAUAGAGGAGAGAGAUGAAUGAUUUUCCUCUGGUACUUAGCAAAUGAUAUGUGGUUCUUCAUGUUCCUACCCCUCAUUGUGCUAGCAUACCUGAAUCAAAAGUUUCUAGGCUACUUCUUGAGCAUCUUUAUGAUCAUUGCUAAUAUAGUUACCGUUUUUACCAUCUCUUACCUUGGAGAUCAUCCGAUGGUCAUCUUGAAGGAUGAGAACCCAAGUGUUAUUUACCACCAUCCUUAUUCAAGAUUUGGGCCGUACUUUGUAGGAUGACUUUUUGGGAUUUUCUAUUAUGAAUGGAUGAAAUCGGAAAAGGAUAGCAAUUACACGCAUUUGAUAGGUGCAAGAUUUUUUAAUUUAUUUAAAAAGGCUCCUAUCAGAAUCAUCUCGUACAUCAUCUCAUCAGCAGUAAUGAUUGGGCUUAUUCUGGUACCAUACAGUGAGCUCAGAGAUCUGGAAGGGAGAACUUGGGGAAGAGUAUCCUCUGCCUUCUUCAAUGCACUCCACCGAAACGUGUUCAACCUCGCCUUGACACUCUUCUUUGCAGGUGCAAUAAUUGGAAAAGGAAGAGCAAUAAGAGCCUUCUUUGGUGCGAGAGUAUGGGGACCAUGGGCUAAAUUAACCUUUAUCGUUUACCUUGUGCAUAUCUUUGUGAUCACUGCUGUGUUUUCCUCACUAAGAAGCUCUAUUUUCAUAACUAAAAGAUUAUUGGUGUUUUAUAGCAUCUCGAUGAUUUUUCUGUCUUUUAUCGUAUCUAUCCCGAUAGCCUUAUUGAUUGAGUCUCCGGUAUUGCAGAUAGAGAGAUUGAUACUAUUCCCUCCAAAGGAGAAGAGGAAGCAAGAGCCUGUGCACAAAGACCCCAAUUUUGCAGAGACAAUGAAGGGAACCCUCAGAAUCAACGACUCUAUAGCUUCGCUUGAUGAUGCUCACACUGAAGAUGAGGUAGACACAAAGAAGAACCAAUAAUUGGACAUGAGCAUGAAAUAUGGCUAAUCUUGAUUUUAAAAAUGAC
This is a messenger RNA of Moneuplotes crassus, 2099 nucleotides long. Lineage: Eukaryota; Ciliophora; Spirotrichea; Euplotida; Euplotidae. The record is from the annotation of a GenBank genome assembly.